Aspergillus heteromorphus CBS 117.55 is the source of this 2140-nucleotide messenger RNA. Its product is annotated as retromer subunit VPS17. Lineage: Eukaryota; Fungi; Ascomycota; Eurotiomycetes; Eurotiales; Aspergillaceae. The coding region runs from base 35 to 1816 and encodes 593 amino acids. The transcript has 3 exons. Gene Ontology annotation, cellular component: retromer complex; endosome; retromer, tubulation complex. Gene Ontology annotation, biological process: intracellular protein transport; retrograde transport, endosome to Golgi. Gene Ontology annotation, molecular function: phosphatidylinositol-3-phosphate binding. The record is from RefSeq and is a predicted model, not a curated record.
ACGUGGUUCCAUUUGACCAAGACAGCCACCCACCAUGGACUACUCCGACAUAUCGCACGAUCCCGAACAUCCCGCAGGGAGUUCCCCCUGGGCGUCCCCUCGUCCGAACCAGACCACCUUUCCCGCCUCGGUCACCAGCGACAUCCCCCCGUCUCCGUUGCCCCCUCAAGAUCCCUCCCCGUAUGACGCCGCCGGGAACCCGCAGUCCACCGAAGGGUAUGGGCCCCAGGGGAGUGAGCCUGGCUCGCCCGACCUGUCGACCCGGUUGCAGAGUGCGCACCUGAGCGACACCAGCUAUGUUGGCGAACAGCACCAAUAUAUCCAACAGCAGCAACAGCAUGCCCAACAGUCCCAGUCUCGCUCCCAGCUCCCCGCCCGCUACCAAACCGGCCCCAGGCAGAACGCGAGGCAGCCGGCGCCGGCAUACAGAAUACAGGCGAAGGUCACAGGCUUGGAAAGAACGGGCAAGAAGGACCCCAUUCUCCGAUUCGAUGUUCAUACCAAUAUCCCCAAGUUCCGCACGACGCAGUAUCGCGAUGUCCGGCGCACCCAUGCCGAGUUCGUCAAGCUCGCAGAGCACCUGAUUUCGGCUAACCCGGAAACAUUCGUCCCUGCGGUCCCUUCACCGCUCACCCCGGCCGGCGCAGGCACCGAGGAAGAUGAGAUCAGAAUCAAGUCUUCCAUGCAACGAUGGCUGAAUGUUGUGCUGGGCAACGAGGUCCUGACUCAUGAUGAUGAGGUUGUCUUGUUCGUGGAGAGUGAUUUUGGCUAUAGCCCCGUGGUCCGGAUGAAGCAGCCCGCCACAGGGGUUCGGAGGAAGGUCUUGAAGCAGUUUGCGCCGCCUCCUGACGACACGCCCGAACUGCAGAACGCACGGCCGGCUGUGAAGAUGUUUUAUCUUGGAGCCAUGGAUGCGAGCCACAAGGUGGAUCGUGUGGUCAAGGCCCGCCGAGGACUGGGCCUCGCGGAAUCGGACUUUGGCGUCAAGCUGGGCCAGAUGCACGUGCAGGAGACACACCCUGGACUGGCAAACGCAUACCGGAAGUUGGGGAAGAUCAUCCAAUCGGUCGGAGACUUUCAUGCUGUCCAGGCUACCGCUGAGGCCACGACUCUGGGAGAUCCGCUGAGCUACCAUUCAUCCGAUGCCUUCAUCGUCAAGGAAACCCUCACCAACCGCCAUAUCCUGCUGCGUGAGCUGAUCCAGGCCCAGCAGGCCACCCGCAGCAAGCGUGCCGCAGCCGACCGACUAAAAACAAGCUCCUCUGUCCGGUCCGACAAAGUCGACGAGGCCAUCAAUGCGUUGGACGAGGCCCAGGGGCACGAGGACUAUCUGACGAAGCGCACACAAAGGGUGACGUCGAAUCUGCUCCAGGAGAAGCAACGCUGGUUCGAGCGCACAUCCACAGACAUGUUGGCGAGCUUGCGCGAAUACACCCUGCGCCAGAUUGAGGCGGAGCGCAGAACCCUGGCGACCCUGGAAAGUGUCCGUCCCGAUAUCCGGGCCAUCGACGCAUCUGGGGGUCUGAGUCGCCUGGGACGUGAGUCCCACCCGACUGCCCGGCGACCCAACCUCGGGUCCAGCCAGGGCCCCAAGGGAGAUGCAUGGAGCGGCAUUCCCCGUCGCAGCGACAGUCUUGGCCGGAGCCUGAGUGGCAGCUUUGCUGCGCCAGCAUCGACCGAAGACGACGAAGAGGUGAAUGGCAGUAAGGGCAGAGGGCGCUCCGCCAGUGGCGUCAGCUCCAUUGUGGAGGAGGAUGACGAUGACCGGCUAGAUGCCCGGAAUGCCGCGAGUCGCCUGGCUACGAGCACCUUCUAAGUAUCUGUACAUUAUGGGCCUGAUUCUGCGAGAUUCCCCCUUCUUUGACCCCGGCCUUCUGUUCUAUAAGCACCCAGUUGAGUUCUUAAUUGCAACCUUUAUGUGUCCCGAGAUUGUAUUCUGCCACGGUCGAUCGAUGUUUCCCCUGCAGCCAGGCAGUUUCAUAUAACUCCAGCUAGAUGUGCUCUAACACACCACCUUGCAUCGUUGGUCCUUUGGAUGUCGUGUAGAACCGGCCAGUUGUUGGGUCCUCCCAGCCAGGCGCGGCCGCCCCGCUUGUGGCUGUACGUCAUGAGGGGUAAUAAAUGCAGCAACAACAACCAC